Molecule: messenger RNA, 3792 nt
Organism: Anolis carolinensis (green anole)
Lineage: Eukaryota; Metazoa; Chordata; Lepidosauria; Squamata; Anolidae
Gene: mpz
Product: myelin protein zero
Exons: 6
Coding region: 161-907 (248 amino acids)
Biological process (GO): myelination
Cellular component (GO): plasma membrane
Source: RefSeq, a predicted model, not a curated record
CCGGGUUUCUGCAGAGACGGCAUCCUUGCAAGGACGGCCGGGUUCUUAAGCCGAGGGCGGCAUUCCUUGUGCCUUCAGAAAGGACUUUCCUGCCGCCCAGACCUUCCCCGCCAAUGCAGCAAGUCGGAAACGUACAGUAAACAAGGGCAACGUCCAAACCAUGAGUUCCCCAUUCAGCUUGGGGAUGGAGAGGGCCGUGCUGCUGGCCGUGCUGCUCUCAACAACCGGGCUAAAUCCAGCUUUGGCCAUCAACGUUUACACCGACAGGGAGAUCCACGGCAUCGUGGGCUCCAACGUCAAGCUGUAUUGCUCUUUCUGGUCGAACGAAUGGAUCUCCGACGACAUUUCGGUGACUUGGCACUUUCAACCGGAAAGCAGCAGAGACAGCUUAUCGAUCUUUCAUUAUGCGAAAGGCCAGCCUUACAUCGACAACGUGGGGAUGUUCAAGGAGCGCAUCGAGUGGGUCGGGAACCCGCGCUGGAAGGACGGCUCCAUCAUCAUUCACGAUCUGGAUUACACCGACAACGGCACCUUCACCUGUGACGUCAAGAACCCGCCGGACAUUGUUGGGAAGACCUCUCAGGUCACGCUCUACGUCUUUGAAAAUGUACCUACCAGGUAUGGCGUGGUGUUGGGAGCUGUUAUUGGAGGCAUCCUUCUCGUGGUCUUUGUGGUCUUGAUAUUAGCCUACCUUAUCAGGUAUUGCUGGCUGCGGAGACAAGCAACGCUCCAACGGAGACUCAGUACAAUGGAGAAAGGGAGAUUGAGGCUGGGCAAGGACUCGUCGAAAAGAGGCCGUCAGCCGCCCGUCUUGUACGCCAUGCUGGACCACAGCCGCCUCACCAAAUCCGCCGGCGAGAAGAAGUCCAAGGGAGGCCUGUGCGACCUCCGCAAAGACCGGAAAUAGCGGUUAGCUGGCAGAGAAGGUACCCGGAAGAAGGCGGGAGACAAAAAGGUCGUCAUGACCAUCGAGAUGGAACUGAAGAGGGACCAGCUCGAGGUCGAGGGCCACAAACCCGCCGUCAAAUCCCCCAGCAAGAACAGCCUCAAAAACGCGCUCAUGAACAUCAUCAAAAGCGAUUCGGAAAAGUGACCUCAAUUUGCGACCCUCUCCGUUCACUACUUGGGGAUGUUUUUGCUCUUCGCCCAACUGUCUCGGCUUUGUUUUCUGUCCUGUCCUUCGUUUCGUUUAUUUGAUGAUUCUUGUUGUUUCAUCUUAACGUAGACGUCUUGGCAUCAUAUCUGUGUCGCAGAUUAUAAUGUUAUUAAUAGUUAUUACUAGGCAACUAGAAUAACUGGGGCAAUGAUCCAACCCAUGCCUCUCCCAUAUUAAGAACGUACAGAAACUACAUUCUUUUUGGGAAGGUAAUGCACCGGAUAACCUUGUUUGGUCAUCACAAAAUCAGUAUCCAUAUGGCAAUAGUAGCCGAACCUUCCACUUAAAUUCCCAUUACGCCAGAUAUGAUGCCACGAGGACCACGUAGCCAUCCAUCCUAGCCCUGCAGUAUCCCCUCGACGUCUUAAACACGGACAAAAUGAUCUAGAUUCCAUUGUGACCACGGUACCUUCUUCUGCUCAGACGGCUGCGACAACCCUCUUCUGCUUGGUAACUUGACCACAGGUGUAAUAUUUCGUUUCCUUUUUAAUCCACGGAUUCAAUAUAUGUAUGUGUCUUCCUAAGACGGAUGGUUUAAUUCCUUUACACAGCUCAUGCCAUAUAUCUAUUUGACCUAUUUCCGGGUAUUAUAAGGUCGGCGAAAAAACCCAUCAAUGGAGACCUCUGUAUUCUGAUAUACCAAGUUCAGUACAUGGACGACAUCCUUCAGUAUAUAGACGAUUGGCUAUCAAUUAAGUUCCUAAUUUUUUCUCCGAAUCCAAAUUUGUCUAGUAUCAAUUUUCAUUGUCUGCCAGGAGACACUAUCAAAUGCCUUAUAAAUAUCCAAAGCUAAUACUCCAGCCACUAAAUACCUUUUUUUUAAUACUAUGAAUUGCAUGUAAUACCCUACCCAUUAAAUUUGGCAUUUGCCAUCCUCCUAUAAAUCCACAUUGAUCCUCCUUGAUAGAUGGAAACCUCUGUAUUCUUAUAUACCAGGUUCAAUAUGUGGACGACAUCCUUCAGUAUAUAGACGAUUGGCUCAUAGCAGCCGGUAUGUGCAAACUUUGGCCCUCCAGGUAUUCCUACUGGCUGUUAGGAAUUGUGGGAGUUGAAGUCCAAAACACUUCAAGGGAGUGCCCAUAUCUGCCGUAUAUCUGUUUUAUCACCACAACCUAUUUACGGAUAGUAUAAGGUCAGCGAAAAGACCCAUAGAUGGAAAUCUCUGUAUUCUGAUAUACCAGGUUCAAUAUGUGGACGACAUCCAGUAUAUAGACGAUUGGCUCAUAGCAGGCGGCAUGUACAAACUUUGGCCCUCCACGUGUUUUGGACUUCAACUCCCACAAUUCCUAAGUUGAAGUCCAAAACACCUGGAAGGAAGGCCCAAGUUGACCUUAUGAUAUGAGUAUAUCGUCCACAUACAUAAGGAUGUCGUUCUCGUAUUGAGGGAAAGCCAAAGUUGACUCAUGCCUAUGCUAUAUCGUCCAUGUACAUAAGGAUGUUGUCCAUGUAUUGAGAAAAAGCCAAAGUUGACCCAUGCCUAUGCUAUGAGUAUAUCGUCCAUGUACAUAAGGAUGUCGUCCACAUAUUAAGGGAAGGCCAAAGUUGACCCAUGCCUGAGUAUAUCAUCCACGUACAUAAGGAUGUUGUUCACAUAUUGAGGGAAGGCCCAAGUUGGCCCAUGCCUGUGAUAUACUUUGCUGGUAUUUAGUCCCCCUCUAGUGAACAUUGAGAUGGAAAUCCCUUCAUUUUCCAAACAUUUCCACACUUUUGAGGCUCAUUUUGCAACACAGUCAUUCAGUUUGUCCCGCAAACCCUUAGAAGAGUUACGGACCGUCGUAACAAAACGUAUGUGGGCGCAAUGUAUCUCAUGAAAACUUUUCAUUUAUCUCUUUUCAAAGCUCUGUGAUGUAUUGCUUAUUACAUCACAUAGAGACUCAGAGGUGUCUUGUUUGCGUGGCACAAAAUCCCUGCCAUAAGGAUUUUGGUUAAAACAACACAUCAUCUAACAAACCAGGAAUUUAUUUUCAAUGCACACGAGAGCUGUGACUAAGAUUAUUAUUAAUCGUCGAUGUAUUUCUUUGUUGUCGUCCUCCCUGUGACCGAACGCCAUAUGACGUCGCAUGGCUAACCCUCCUAUUUUUCAUUGUUCUUUAUGUACGCCUUUCUUCUCACCGUUCCUUACGUUUAUAUGUACUUCUGUUACCAAUGACAACAUACGCCGUAAUUUCUGGAGGCCAAUCGUUCCACAAGGUCAUAUUAAGGAAUGCGAUGAGCUCGUCGACACACUUCUAUCUUAUCACAUUAUCUAGGUCGGUGUUUCUCAACCCUUGGGGGGUUGCGAGGGGGUCUCGGAGGGGUCUCCCCGUUAAAAAGGUUGAGAAACACUGAUCGACGUGGUUUCUUCCCAUUCUAUUCUAGAAUCCAAACAUACGCAGCAUUGAUAUGCGAUGCGGUGUAGCACGACAUUGGUCUCCAGUGCAAUGUAUAUAGUGGGUUGAUUCUUCUCUCUUUCACAUAAUGUUCUAGAAAACUAAACUGUAUUUUUUUUUCAAAAAAUUUUUUUUUCUCUCUGUUGAUCGGGACUUUCCUCCAACGUAUGUACAUUGAUUCCCUCCCAAAGAAAAACAGCAACAACCAAACAAACAUACCACGAGUUUUAAAUAAAUAAAUAAAUAAUAAAAAGACUGACAUUUCAA